This is a messenger RNA of Homarus americanus (American lobster), 899 nucleotides long. RefSeq names its product DNA-directed RNA polymerase III subunit RPC3-like. The record is from RefSeq and is a predicted model, not a curated record. Lineage: Eukaryota; Metazoa; Arthropoda; Malacostraca; Decapoda; Nephropidae. The coding region runs from base 231 to 884 and encodes 217 amino acids. Gene Ontology annotation, cellular component: RNA polymerase III complex. The transcript has 5 exons. Gene Ontology annotation, molecular function: single-stranded DNA binding.
AUUGAUUUUUGUCUUUCAGUCUACCUCAAGAUUUACUUGAUCUGAAGGCCCUUCAGCAGGAGAUCCAACAUCGCCAUACAGAAACUACCAAACCAACAUUCACCCAUCCUGACACUAAUGUAUUUUGGAGACUCAACUAUGAUAGAUUCCAUAUUGAAUUUAGGGACAGUGAAAUUCGCAACAGCAUUGUGAGACGAGUAGACCCCUUAGCAGGAGAGUGUCUUGGUGCUAUGUUGAAAUUGUCAUACAAGGUGUCAGAUCCUUGGGCUGCCAUCAUGAAUGUUGUUACUGCAGCAGACAUCAGGGAUCAGCUCAAAGAUCUAAAGUACCUUGAUCAGUAUUUCAAAAUAUUAGAGGAACAGAGUGGAGAAUGUGUGCAGCGGGUUGGUGACGCCGGUGGUGGUCAGUACAGGCUCAAUAUGGCUAAUGCAUUCCAGUCCCUUACACACACUCUCAUCUACAAUAUAGUGCAAGAAAGAUUUGGCUCCAAAGCAGCUCGUAUUUUUAGAUUAAUUCAUAAAAAGCAAAUGAUGGAGCAGGAUAUGAUUGGAGAAGUUAGCAUGAUUGGUAAAAAGGAAGCAAACCUGCUCUCAUAUCGCCUACUCCAUGAUAACUUCCUACGCAUACACGAGCUCCGUAAAACACUGACUCCAUCACCUGCAAACAAAAUCAUUUAUCUCUUUCAUGUUGAUAUAAAUUCAGUUGUACGUAUGGUACUCGAGUGGUGUUAUAAAAGUAUGUAUAACCUGAUAGUGCAGAGAGAAACAAGGGGUACCGACAACCGCCGCUUGUUAGAGAAACGGACCAGGGUGGACUCUAUUGUGGAAAACCUGAAGCAGUCAGGAGGUACUGAGGAACAAAUUCAGGAGGUGAGCAAUUUUUAAUGUAGGCUGUUGUAG